This is a messenger RNA of Yamadazyma tenuis ATCC 10573, 861 nucleotides long. RefSeq names its product transcription elongation factor DST1 (gene tfs1). Lineage: Eukaryota; Fungi; Ascomycota; Pichiomycetes; Serinales; Debaryomycetaceae. Gene Ontology annotation, molecular function: RNA polymerase II transcription regulatory region sequence-specific DNA binding; zinc ion binding. Gene Ontology annotation, cellular component: nucleus. Gene Ontology annotation, biological process: transcription elongation by RNA polymerase I; transcription antitermination; regulation of mRNA 3'-end processing. The record is from RefSeq and is a predicted model, not a curated record.
AUGGAAGCGAAAGAGAUAAAAUCGAUUGUGUCGAACUUGGAGAAGUCUUCGGACGAUGUAAUGAUAUUGAAAUUGUUGAAUAUCCUUAGUGAUGGAGUCAAACCAACCGAAAAGUUAUUGAGAGAAACCAAAGUCGGUGUCGCUGUGAACAAGUACAGGUCCAGUACGAAUUCAGAAAUCAGUUCCAUUGUCAAGAAGAUGAUUAGAAAUUGGAGAGAUAUGGUCCAAGCAGAGAAGAACAAGAAGAAAGGACCCACUUCUGAUGUAAAAGCUGCCACUUCAGGCUCAUCAACUCCAAGUAAGGAGAACAAGUUUCACAGUGGACCUAGAAACCCCAAGAUAGAUGGUAUUAGUACUGAUAUUUAUGACGAUUCCACCAGAAAUGCUUCUAUCAGUGCAUUGUAUACGGCAUUGGCCAUUGAACGGGGUGAUUCUAGUCAGCAGAUAUUGUCUGUGGCAAAGAGUAUCGAAGCGGAGGUGUUCAAGGAUGAAUACCUGAAAGUUGCAGAUGGUUACAGAAACAAAUUAAGAACGUUUGUAAUGAAUCUCAGGAAUAAGAAGAACCCCGAAUUAAGGGACAGGAUUCUUUCUGGACAGAUAACUCCUGGAAAAUUUGUGAAGAUGAGUCCUAAUGAAAUGGCACCUGAAACCUUGAAGAAAGAAAUCGAAAAAUUACAUAAACAGAAUCUUUUUGAUGCCCAAGGAGCAACCGAAAAGAGAGCAGUCACUGACAGGUUCACUUGCGGCAAAUGUAAACACAAGAAGGUUAGUUAUUAUCAGAUGCAAACCAGAUCUGCUGAUGAGCCGUUGACAACAUUCUGUACCUGUGAGAAUUGUGGUAACAGAUGGAAGUUCUCUUAG